This is a messenger RNA of Etheostoma cragini (Arkansas darter), 1984 nucleotides long. RefSeq names its product calcium homeostasis modulator family member 6 (gene calhm6). Bases 88 to 1065 code for a protein of 325 amino acids. NCBI's taxonomy places the organism in Eukaryota, Metazoa, Chordata, Actinopteri, Perciformes, Percidae. Gene Ontology annotation, molecular function: monoatomic cation channel activity. The transcript has 2 exons. The record is from RefSeq and is a predicted model, not a curated record.
CACACACACACACACACACACACAGAAAGGUGGAAGUGAAAGUGUGAGUGUCAGGCGCUCAGUCACACAGCAGCAGCCUCAGAGAAGAUGGAGAAGUUUAAGAAGAUUCUGGACAUCGCUACCCAGCAGCACAGCCUCGGGUUCGGGGCGGUCGCCAUGGUGACCGCGGGGGGGGAGCAGAUCUUCUCCUCGGCGGUCUUCUCUUGUCCCUGCAAUGAGCUGAACUUCCUCUACGGCAUGGUGUUCCUACUGGUGCCCGCCCUGGCUCUGCUGCUGCUGGGUUACAUCCUGAGUAAGAAGACGUGGAAGACGCUGACGGGGGUGUGCCAGCACCGGGCCGGGCGGUGCCUGCACUGGAGGCGGCUGAUUGUGGUCUGCACGGCCCUCUUCCAGGUGAGCAACACGGCGCUGGUGGCCCCCGCCAGCUGGAUCGCCGUGGCCCUGAUCAACGGGAAAUACUACGAGUGCGCCAUGACCGGGACCAACGUGAGCGUCUACAACAAGCUCCUGUGUAGAGACAAGGACUCAGGGCUCCGGUGUCAGCGAGAGCUCUACAGGCUGCCCUGUGGGACAGGCAGCAGUGUCCCGCAGGCGGACAGACAAGAUGUCCUGCUCACCCUGAAAGCUCAGUCUCAGAUCCUGGGUUGGCUGCUCGUCGCUGCUGUCAUGUUGUCCAGUCUGCUGCUGACCUGUGUGGCUCGGUGCACCUCCCCCAUCAGUUACCUGCAGCUCCGCUUUUGGAGAGCGUAUGCUACGGAAGAGAACAACCUGCUUGAUUCAUACACCGCCCAACACGCCAAACAGCUGGCUGAGAGGAACAUAAAGAGCUUCUUCAACAAGACACCGCCUGAAAACAUCAUCACGCCUUCCAACAAGGACUGGGAGAAGGUCUCUUCCCUCUACAAGUUCAGCACCACAGACAACUACUACAGCACCUUGCACCGGGUGGUGGAGGACUGGCAGGAGGCCGACAAUGGGAUGAUGAGGUUGGCUUCGAUCAAGACAAAUGAGUCUUCUGACCAAACCCCCGCUGUUCUUAGUUUUGUAGAUGAAGGCAGGGUGUGACAAGAUUUGUCAGCAUCAAAGGAUGACUGUGUUAGGGUCAGAACAGUUGGCUGAAACAUGAAUUAUACUGGCAAGUGCUCAUAGUGCAGGUCUGGCUCUGAGGAGUUCCUCCAGAGAGCCAAGGGACAGUAGACUACUUGGUCCAAAUCCAAGGUGCAGGACAAACUGACCUAACUGAGUCUGUCAGCAGCAACAAAAGAACUUUUAGUGGACGCUGACUGAUGCUGAACAUCUGUCCUGUAGGGUCACGCUACAUCUUGUGUGAAAAUAAUAAAAUUGUCCUUUAAAUAGAGAGAUGAAGAAUGCCCCGACGGAAAGCAGAACAGUGUGAAAUCACGAUUCACGUGAGCCUUUAUGUCCCCACGCCUGGGCCGAAACAGGAAGCCUACCACUUCCUGUGCACUGCUGGCAGAUUGCAUAUGUGUUAAACAUUUACACACUCAGCAUGUGAGCUUAAGAGAUGAAAUGAAUGUAUUCAUUUGUGACAGCCUGUACAGUCGUGGUAGAAGUCAAAGUGAUGGCUUUAAUGAUGGUGUGGCUGUAGCAGCAGCAGCAGCAUAUGAUAAUCAUAAUGGAGUGCUUCAUGUGUUGGUUGCAUAGGCCGUAUAUAUAUUAGCGGUCUGUGGUUCACUGUGAGUGAUUGAAGACUGUGGUAAUGGAACAGAGGAUGUGAUAACUUCCUCAGUCUGCUGCUGAUGCUUACUGCCUUCUCUGUCUCUGCAACAAUGGUAGCCUACUGUAUGGUCUCCACCCAAACAUUUCAACAGAAGGAGUGAAUGCCGUCCUUCUGUACCAGUUUGUUUUCCCUUUGCACAGUUUUUGUGAUUGAAAUGGGGUGAAAUGAAGGAAAAGCAGUUGUCAAACUUCUCAUUGUAUACAAAUGAAUGACUGCUUCAUAUUAAAGGGAUUAGGAACAGAA